CUUACCAAAUUAACUAUCAAGAUUGAAAGAGAAACCAACAACACAUCAUCGUCACUCAACCAAAAAAAAACCAUGGAAAAAUACCAUCCUCUUCCUAUAGUUUUCUCUCUCCUCCUUUGCUUAGUUCUUACAGCAGAGGCUCAGUCCUACCUAGGAAUAAACUACGGGAACCUGGCGGACAACCUCCCGCCACCGGAAGCGACGGCGAAGCUCUUGAAAUCAACACCGUUUUCGAAGGUGAGGCUUUAUGGAGCUGACCCUGCGAUCAUAAAGGCGCUAGCUAAUACUGGUAUUGGAAUUGUUAUUGGUGCUGCUAAUGGUGAUAUACCUGCUCUUGCUUCCGAUCCGAGUCAUGCCACUCAAUGGGUUAACUCCAACGUGUUGGCUUUCCCUGAUAGCAAGAUCAUCCUCAUCACUGUUGGUAAUGAAGUCAUUUCCUCAGGAGACCAGAACUUGAUCACUCAACUAGUACCAGCAAUGCAGAACAUCCAAAAUGCCCUUAACACUGCAAAACUUGGGGGGAAGAUCCAGGUCUCAACUGUCCAUUCCAUGGCAGUCAUGGGUCAAUCUGACCCGCCAUCAUCCGGGGCAUUUGUUUCAGCAUUGGGAGACACCAUGAAACAAUUACUUGAGUUCCUGAAAGAAAAUGCGUCACCGUUUACCAUUAACCCGUAUCCGUUUUUUGCUUAUCAGAGCGACCCAAGGCCUGAAACUCUUGCAUUUUGCCUGUUUAAGCCUAAUGCGGGCCGGGUUGACUCAGGAUCUAAUAUAAAGUACAUGAACAUGUUUGAUGCCCAGGUUGAUGCGAUACGUUCUGCCCUUAAUGCAAUGGGGUUCAAAGACGUAGAGAUAGUGGUUGCUGAGACUGGGUGGGCGUACCGUGGGGACAGCAAUGAAGUUGGUACUACCCCUGAAAAUGCAAAGGCUUAUAAUGAAGGCCUGAUUUCACACCUCAGAUCCAUGGCCGGGACCCCGCUGAUGCCUGGUAAAUCAAUAGAUACCUACAUUUUUGCUCUUUAUGACGAGGAUCUGAAGCCCGGCCCAACUUCUGAGAGAUCAUUUGGUCUUUUUAAGCCCGACUUAUCAACGACCUAUGAUAUUGAACUCUCCAAAAGUAGCAGCCAGGCUCCAUCAAAAAGUCCGGUGACUCCCUCGACAAGUCCAGCUCCAUCAACAACUCCAUCAGUAACUCCCUCAUCUCCUUCACAAACUCCAUCAGCACCCUCUGCAACUCCAACGACGGCAGUACCAGUGACUCCUCCUCCAAAAUCUUCAGGAACAUGGUGUGUGCCAAAGAAAGGCGUCUCAGAUGCCCAAUUACAGGCUAAUCUAGACUAUGCUUGUAGUCAGGGUGUUGACUGCAGUAAAAUACAAGCUGGUGCACCUUGUUAUGAUCCCAACACAGUUGCUUCACACGCUUCUUAUGCCAUGAAUCUCUUGUAUCAGGCGGCUGGCAGGAGUCCGGGGAGCUGUGAUUUCACGCAGACAGCUACAGUUACAUCCACUAAUCCCAGUCAUGGUUCUUGUGUUUAUCCUGGUGAUGGGCAUGCCAGACUAUCUUUAGGAGUUGGCCUAACCAAAGCAAGUGCAACAAGAGUUCAUUUUAGUUGGCAUUGGUUUUGUUGGUGGUGUUUAUGUUUCCUACUUUCCUCUUUCUUCCUUAAACUGUAAUAGCUCUUCUCCUUCUUCUCUCUCCCUUGCACAUUGUCUCUUUCUAUUGUGCUGGCACGCUUCUCUCUCGCUCUCCUGCUCGCAGCUUGCAGCGUUUUCUCAACACCCCGUCUCCAUUGGGGACGAAUCCACUGCAAAUGUGCAAGGUAGAAAUGAACAUUUGGUGACUGAAAUGAGUCACCAGCUACAUAUUUAUAGGGUUUUAUAUAUAGUUACAAAGUUAUGGACCCUUAUGGGAGGAGACUAAUAUCCACCCUCGAGGUUUUUUUUAGUAAUUUUUGUCGUUAAAAUCUAUAUUGGUAUGUGUUAGCUUUUUUAUUUUAUUAUUAAGAUGUAAUUCUUGUGUAUGAUAUAUAUGCCAAAUUGCCAACUACAUCGUAUAAAUUUCUUCACUCCUUUUUCUUGAGAAAUUGACUUUAUGAAA
Spinacia oleracea (spinach) is the source of this 2095-nucleotide messenger RNA. Its product is annotated as glucan endo-1,3-beta-D-glucosidase. NCBI's taxonomy places the organism in Eukaryota, Viridiplantae, Streptophyta, Magnoliopsida, Caryophyllales, Amaranthaceae. The record is from RefSeq and is a predicted model, not a curated record. Gene Ontology annotation, molecular function: hydrolase activity, hydrolyzing O-glycosyl compounds. The coding region runs from base 73 to 1671 and encodes 532 amino acids. The transcript is spliced from 5 exons. Gene Ontology annotation, biological process: carbohydrate metabolic process.